CCACACAGAUCGGAAACCUCACCGCACGCCACAGCCUCCCCCGCCCCAUCCGCCACCGCCACCGUCGCCAUGGGCCGUGGUCGAGGAGGCCGCAACCGCAAGCCGCGCAACUCCGCCACGUUCCGCCUCUGCCCGCGCCCCGGCGCCGCCGACCCCUCGGACCGCGUCCUCGUCCGCGUCGACGGCAACCAGUACCACGUCCCCGGCCUCGACGACGACGACGAUGACUGCUCCUACUUCGAGGGCGCCAUCCCCUCCGCGGACGACGACGGCGCCGAGCCCUCGUCCUCGCCCUCCGGGGCCGCCCUCCCCGACCACGUCCGCCGCGCGAUCCUCGAGCUCGGCCUCCCCGACGACGGCUACAACUACCUCGACCACAUCCGCGAGAUCCGCCCUUCCUACUCCUCCACCGGCGGCGGGGGCUCGUCCACCGUGUUCCUCCCCACCCGCCGCGCCGCGCGCUGCGGCCUCCCGUUGAGCGUCAAGGCUUACGACGCGCGUGGUGUUGAGGUUGGUCUGGACAAUGCCGCCGCAACGGGAGAGCUGAUCCCAGUCGAGGAGGCUAUCGACCCGGAUGUCACCGACCUGCUUGAGGAGAGGGAGGUGCCACCGGUGCCCAUCGAUGAUUACGAGGGGGAGAGCGUGGUGGUGCCACUUGUGGCCUUGGAGAAUGAAGAUGAUGGGACCUCGGAGGAUGAAGAUGAUGGGACCUCGGAGGAUGAAGAUGAUGGGACCUCGGAGGAUGAAGAUGAUGGGACCUCGGAUGAUGAGGGUGAGCAGAGCAAGGUACCAACCGGGAGCUUGGAGUAUGAGGAUGAGGAUUCAGAGCUGGAGGACGAUUUUGUUAUCAUUGCAAAUCAGCCCGAGGAGGAAGACCAGAUGGACUUGGAGGACGAUUUCGUUAUCCUUGCAAACCAGCCUGACGAGCAGAUGGACACCAGGUUGGAGCUGCCUUAUGGGCAUGUUAAAUGGUGAGCUUGCUGCACCUGGCAUUGUGUUUCUGGAAAGUGAUCAAUAAUGAGCUUGCUUUGGGAAAGAAUGCUGCGGUAAAGAUGGCCGUGAUGGUGUGACCAAGGCUCAGAAAGCUGCUAGGGGUCCUUGUCAGCGCACCUGGUGUGCUGAUUGCUUAUCUUACAUAUCGUGUUGAUAGUGAACUGUUCUUAUAUAUCGUGUUGAUAGUGAACUGUCCGUCAUAGCAAUUCGAUUGCCAGUAGGAAUAAUAUUGAACAUUUGUGCCAAAUGUUGCUCACGCAUAAAUUUGGUUUCCUUGGUAGAUAAAAUUGAUGGGGUGUGCUGUACGACAUUCAUCUUCUAUUGUACCGCUCUCCCAAGACUAUGUUUCAAAACUAGUAAUGCAAGAUGUACAAAGUUAUCGU
Hordeum vulgare subsp. vulgare (domesticated barley) is the source of this 1376-nucleotide messenger RNA. RefSeq names its product acidic leucine-rich nuclear phosphoprotein 32-related protein 1-like. Gene Ontology annotation, biological process: ribosomal small subunit biogenesis; ribosomal small subunit export from nucleus. The transcript is spliced from 3 exons. The record is from RefSeq and is a predicted model, not a curated record. Lineage: Eukaryota; Viridiplantae; Streptophyta; Magnoliopsida; Poales; Poaceae. The coding region runs from base 70 to 975 and encodes 301 amino acids. Gene Ontology annotation, cellular component: nucleus; preribosome, small subunit precursor; cytosol.